Dinoponera quadriceps is the source of this 1218-nucleotide messenger RNA. RefSeq lists its product as uncharacterized. NCBI's taxonomy places the organism in Eukaryota, Metazoa, Arthropoda, Insecta, Hymenoptera, Formicidae. Gene Ontology annotation, cellular component: plasma membrane. Gene Ontology annotation, molecular function: olfactory receptor activity; odorant binding. Gene Ontology annotation, biological process: detection of chemical stimulus involved in sensory perception of smell; sensory perception of smell. The transcript is spliced from 5 exons. The coding region runs from base 1 to 1218 and encodes 405 amino acids. The record is from RefSeq and is a predicted model, not a curated record.
AUGGCCAAAAUCGGUAGCAUCCCCUGGUCGAAUGUGAACUAUAAGAGUGACGUCAUCGACGCGUUGAUGUGGUGUCGACGGGUAAUGCGAAUCCUCGGGAUCUGGCCGUUGAUGUUUCCAGAUACCUCGACGAUCGAGAAGAUCCUAGCGACGAUCUCGUUCUCGGUGUGUUGGUCCGCUCUCGGCUUUCUUCUCAUACCCAUGACUAUCUACACUCUUUCGGAUCAGACGGAGAUCAGCGACAAGAUAAAGAUGUUAGGUCCAUUGGGCUAUGUGGUCGCCUCGGUGAUGAAGUACAUGUUACUGGUGAUUCGUCAUAGAAGCAUUCGACGGUGCAUUCACGUUCUGGGUAUCGAUUGGCGCACAGUCCAGGAAGAGGAUUACCGAACGAUCAUGAUAAAGGACUCGAUGAAAGGGCACACGCUGUCUAAGUUUUGUAUGUCGUUUAUAUAUUGCGGGGGUCUGUGUUAUAACACCGUGAUACCAUUCUUGUCACGGAGACCUGAAAACGUGGUGAAUAUUACUUUCGGCCCGGUAACAUAUCCCGGCUUUGACAUCCUGUUCGAUCUGCGUUUUCUGCCGGCUUACGCGUUCGUCUUUUUCGCGCAAUUAAUGACCAGUAUCAUAAUGUUCAACAUCACCACGGCGGUGUGUUGUUUGGCUGCUACGUUCGUCGCUCACGCCUGCGGCCAGAUCGGGAUUGUGAUGGCGCGUGUGGAAUGUCUAGUGAAAGGUGUCCAGAACAAUCGUAAGAAAUCUGGCAUAGGGAUCAUUGUGAACCAUCAUGUACAGGCGUUAAGAUUUUCAGCCAGCAUCGAGGAUGUUCUAAAUGAACUAUGUAUGGUAGAAAUAGUGGAAUCAACGUUGGUGAUAUGCUUGCUGGAAUAUUAUUGUCUCGCGGAAUGGCACAACAAUGAUGGCUUUGCAAUUAUGACAUAUAUUUUUCUCUUGACGUCAUUCGUCUUCAAUAUUUAUAUGUUUUGUUACAUCGGUGAAUUACUGACGGACCAGUGCAGCAAAGUAGGAUACACUUCGUACGAAAUCGAGUGGUAUCACUUACCGGGGAAAACUGCACUCGAUCUUACCUUGAUGAUCAGCAUGUCCCAUAAUCCGGUAAAAAUCACGGCCGGGAAAUUAAUCAGCCUCUCGUUCACUAGUUUCGGUAACGUCAUGAAAACUUCGGUCGCGUAUUUAAACUUACUGCGAACCGUCGUUUGA